GGCGAUUCCAUCUACUUCCAGUCCGUCUACUUUCGAGCACCUCGACGCCGACUCCGUCACCGCUCCUCGUCCUCCCCGCCCGUAUGAGUCUUCCCUGUCCAGCGAUCUUCCCCUGACGAUCACGACGUGAGCCCGGAGUCAGUGUGCGCGGCAGGAAAAUAUUCACCGCCGCAAGUACUCUCCUCCCUCGAGCCGACAGUCUCACCUAUCCUUUCUCCCGGCAUCCAAUACACCAAACCAUACGAUGUCGCGCCCCUCGUAAUCUUCCGCGUGCUGCCUCCUACGCUGCUCUCGCCGCUCUUAUCGUCUCCUUCUACCUCUUGCUCAUGUCUGAACCACUCGCUUUCCUGCAAUGCAAUCCUCCGACCAGCGGGCUGCCGUCAAUACUCAGGCCAACGGCGUGGACGUCGACGCGCUGCCCAUCGCCACCACACCCCUGCUACCCUCGCACCCAGUGCCGCUGCUUGACCUGUGUCGCUCCAUACACGAACGCGUGUCUCUGUUUCUCGCCCAAGAUGCGCCCUCCGAGCGUGUGCGCAACGUGCAGCAGCAGACGCGGAUCUCGCUCGGCGUCAUAGCGGAAGCCCUGAAGAGAUAUACGCUCCCCGAGCUUUCCCUAUCAUACAAUGGCGGCAAGGACUGCCUCGUCCUACUCAUCCUCUACCUAUGCGCUCUGCACGAUCACCCCUCCCUCACAUCCUCCCGUAAUACCUCUCACGCUAUCCAGAGCGUGUACAUAGUUUCCAAGCAUCCCUUCCAGGAGGUCGAGGAUUUCGUGGCCUCUUCUUCGAAGACGUGCUCGCUGCAGCUGGUACGUUACGCCAAGGGUAUGAAGGACGCCUUCACGGACUAUCUUCGCGACUAUCCCUCCGUGAAAGCCAUCUUCGUGGGCACGCGAAGGACCGACCCGCACGGUGCGAAUCUGACACAUUUCGACCCUACCGACCACGGCUGGCCGGCCUUUAUGAGGGUUCAUCCCGUCAUUGACUGGCAUUACGUGGAUGUCUGGACGUUCAUUCGACGCCUUAACAUUCCGUAUUGCCCGCUGUAUGAUAUGGGCUACACGUCGCUUGGCGGGACUACAGAUACGCACCGCAACCCUGCUCUGCGUCGCCGAUCAGUAUCCGGUACGGGUACGCCCCAUGUUGAGUUUCGCCCCGCGUAUGAGCUCGUCGAAGAUGACGAGGAGCGGCUAGGACGAGACUGGGAGCGAAGGGGAAAGCCGCCAGAGGGCGAGACGACGCCGAACUCAGAGCGGCCUAUAGAAGUGGAUGGUGCCAUCGCUGGCUCGGAUGGCUGAAGUGGAAUGAAUUUCACGCACGUGAUGACAAUUUCUCGCCCAGUGGGAUCAGCGAGACAAAAAGAGCAUUCACCGCAUACACUGCAUACAUAGACCUUGGCUAGACAUUUUUUCAAAUUUUGGGCCUCUACUGACUCAUGAGCCUUCAAGUGGAUGUCUGACUUGACGCGCGAAAUUUUUUUUUCAAUAUAUUUUCCGAUUAAUUGUACAUGCCACGGAAUACAGUUUCGGUGUCAAGGCCUAGAUGAAAUUCCGAGAUCUCCUCGUAUAGCAGAUCAAUGCAUAAAUGUACGAACAAC
Verruconis gallopava is the source of this 1599-nucleotide messenger RNA. RefSeq lists its product as uncharacterized. Gene Ontology annotation, biological process: FAD biosynthetic process. Lineage: Eukaryota; Fungi; Ascomycota; Dothideomycetes; Venturiales; Sympoventuriaceae. Gene Ontology annotation, molecular function: FMN adenylyltransferase activity. The coding region runs from base 353 to 1300 and encodes 315 amino acids. The record is from RefSeq and is a predicted model, not a curated record. The transcript is spliced from 3 exons.